Messenger RNA from Cladophialophora psammophila CBS 110553, 1449 nucleotides. RefSeq lists its product as uncharacterized. NCBI's taxonomy places the organism in Eukaryota, Fungi, Ascomycota, Eurotiomycetes, Chaetothyriales, Herpotrichiellaceae. The record is from RefSeq and is a predicted model, not a curated record. The transcript is spliced from 3 exons. The coding region runs from base 1 to 1449 and encodes 482 amino acids.
AUGGCCAACGCCAGGGUCAAGCUCAAAGCCGACGCCGUCAGCCCCGCGCCCCGCUUGAUUCUCCUCGCACUCCUCUUCCUCUUCUCCCCGGCUCAUGCCUUCUUCCGUCACCUCUGCCAUGGUGAACUUGGAAACGGUCGCGUCGACCCCAUCAUGGCCCCUGGGAGUCCCGCUCAACAUCUUCACGUUAUGUUUGGUGCUUCCAACAUGGGACUUGAUCCUACCCUCGACGAACUUCUGGCUUCCAACUGCACUAGCUGUUCUAUCCUCCAAGAUCAUUCCGUCUACUGGAGUCCACGCAUGUACUUCCAACAUCCGAAUGGCACACUCGAGAUGGUUCCAACUGCUGGCGGACUGACUGCGUAUUACUUUACUGAGCCGUCUCCGAUCGAGUCGUCUCCUGUUGUUGCAUUUCCUCAGAACUUCCGCAUGAUUGCAGGUAACUCUUUGAAGCGCGCUUUCCAUGGCCCGGUUCCAGAUCCACCAAUGUCAAACUGGCAGCCCAGCGACAUGACCCAACAAGCACUCAUGGAGAAGGCUCUCGGUUUCAACUGUCUGAAUUAUGACCUUCCAGCAGAAGGCGCACGACAGUAUCACUAUCUCCGCAACAAGACUUUCCUUGAUGCCACAUGUGCGGACGGAGUGCGCGCAGAACUCAUGUUUCCGUCAUGCUGGAACGGAAAAGAUUUGGAUAGUGCAAAUCACUCAAGCCACGUGGCGUAUCCAAACGAGAUCCAGAAUGGGAAAUGUCCGGACGGAUAUCCCGUCCAUUUGCCUGCGUUGUUCUAUGAGACCAUCUACCAAACCAAUCUUUUCAAGGGCAUUGACGGGGAGUUCACAUUUUCCAAUGGUGAUCCUACCGGUUAUGGCUAUCACGGGGAUUUCAUGUGCGCUUGGGACGAAGGAGUAUUACAAAGUGCCAUCGACGACCCAGUCUGCAAUCUUCCGGUGGGGACUUCGGGCAACCAGAACGACUGUCCAAUCUUCAAGCUCCAAAAUCCAGAUGACGGUACACAAUGCAAGAUGGAGGUGCCUGAGGUCCUUCAAAACGAGCAAAUCAACUUCGUCCAACAGCUACCCGGUAACGUGCAAAUCCAGUCCGGACCUGCGCCUGCCACAAUUGGGCCAAUACCGAGUGCUGCAACACCGGCCGCGCCCUCCUCACCAAUCGCAAACACCACAAUGCCAUUUCCAGUAGGACAAACUCCUGAACCUACGACUCUGAUGCCUACGUCUGCGUCUGCUGCUACCUCAAUGACAACUCCAUGCACCUCUAGCAGUCGAUUCACUACCACAACCAGCUAUACGAGCAACGGUGUCAUGGUCAAUCUGAUCCUGGUUGAGGAAGUUGUGACUGUCACCUUGGUAGACGGCGCCAGUCCUACAGCAGAAAUCCACAAACGUCAUACGCACAAGCAUGGCCGCAGAAAUGGAAGAGGUCGGCUGUAA